AUGCAAGAGGAGGAGGAGCCCGCAAGCGGUCUAGGUUGGCGGAUGCUGAGACGCGAUGAGGACGUCGAGGGGCAGCAAGAGGUCGGCCUGGCGGAGGCGAUUGAACGGUAUGGGCGUAAGAGGUCGUUGGUGAACGAAAACAUGAUGGAAGGCAUCGAGUCCAUCCCCGGGUUCAUCCCCAGCACACCACCGCGCAAGAGGUCGAAGCCGGCUGCUAUAUCCACUAUUCCACCAAUCAAUGCAGCAGCGCCGCCCUCCCCGCUUCCCUCUCCUCAUGGCUCACCACGACCCGAGAGCAUCUGGCCAUCAGCCCCGCCGAGUGGGCACUCGUCCCCUCAACCACAAGAGGCGCCCAUCCAGCCUGAUGUCUCGCUUGCUGCUCUGCUCUCCCUCCCCGCACUGUUGCAGCACUACUCUAGCCUCCCUCCUCAGCUGCAAUCCCACGUCUUGCUCACAUUCUUGCGUCACUCACCAUUGUCCGUGCUGCGAACCCUUCACUCUAUCUUGACGCCCACACUUGCGCGAGACUUUCUCACUCUCCUCCCUCCAGAACUUGUCUCGCAUGUCUUGAGCUUCCUUUCAUUCUCGGACCUUGCCCGGGCCUCGCGUGUGUCCAAAGCCUGGCGUGCCAUCAUCGAUUCGGAUCCUGUACUUUGGCGCGAUCUUCUCAAGGGAACGAAGAUCUGGUUUGGACGAGGUUCCGAGAUCGCGUUUGCCGACGCCAUCUUCGCCCGACGGCGGCAUCAGAGGUUGCCUCCACCCGGCGCGCUGCCUUUGCCCCAUCCUUACAAGAUCUUGUUCAAGUCACGACACCUCACGCGUACGCGCUGGGUGCAUAAUCAGAACCCAAAGCGCCUUACUUUCACUGCCCAUGGUCGUUCGGUUGUGACAUGCCUUAUCUUCUCGCACGGGCGGAUUAUUUCUGCGUCCGAUGACCACUCGAUACGCGUCUUUUCUCCAGUCACCGGCGAGCUACUCCGACAAUUGACAGGGCACGAAGGCGGCGUGUGGGCACUAGCAGCGACGAAGAACACCCUGGUCAGCGGGUCCACAGACCGCACAGUCCGGAUCUGGAACCUCGCGUCUGGUCGCUGCACACAUGUGUUUGGAGGCCAUACGAGCACCGUCCGAUGUCUCGCGAUCGUCAAACCGGAAUUGGUAGACGUUGAGCACGAGGGUGGUGUUAUAACUCAGGAGAGAUGGCCAAAACGGCCGCUGAUCGUCACCGGCAGUAGGGACCAUUCGCUUCGGGUGUGGGCAUUACCCCGAUCUGCCGAUAACGAGUACAGGUAUUUCGGCGCGGACGAACACGAUGUGGACCCAUCAGAGGAGGACGCCGAGGACAAUCCGUAUCACAAGCUGCACCUCCAAGGUCAUGAUCACGCAGUUCGUGCCCUUGCAGCACGCGGCCGGACACUUGUGUCAGGAAGCUAUGAUUGCACGGUAAGGAUAUGGGACAUCAUCACUGGGCAAUGCAAGUAUGUCCUCUAUGGACACACACAAAAAGUGUACAGCGUGGUGCUCGACCUGAACCGGAAGAUUGCAUGCUCGGGGUCCAUGGAUAGUACUGUCCGGGUGUGGAAUCUGCGCACUGGGCAAUGUCAACACGUACUGACUGGACACACGUCCCUCGUCGGUCUCCUUGGUCUCUCACCGUCAUACCUAGUCUCUGCUGCAGCCGAUUCAACGCUCCGAGUAUGGGACCCAGACACCGGCGAGCAUCAUCACACGCUUGCGGCACACAACGGCGCGAUCACGUGUUUCCAGCACGAUGAGUUCAAAGUGCUCAGUGGCAGCGAUGGCACGCUCAAGAUGUGGGACAUUCGCGACGGGUCGCAGGUGCGGGACCUGCUCACGGGCAUUGUGGGCGUGUGGCAGGUCGUGUUCGAGGGCCGGUGGUGCGUCGCGGCGAGCAACCGUAUGGACGCGACCGUCCUGGACGUGUGGGACUUUGCGGAAGAGGAGGGCGACGAAGAGUGGAUCGGCGAGCCGCCGGGUGGGAUAUACGACGAGGACACGGAAUACGAAGAGGACGAUGAUGCGAUCGAACAGGCGGAGGUGGACGCAAUGGACCAGGACCUGGACGCCACCAUGGGCUCGGACAUGGACGAUGCGGAGCUGGACGACCACGGGCUGGAGGACUCAGAGGACGACCGACUCGUGACCUGGCUUCAUACACCAACGGAUAUGGAUGAGCAUAUGAUGCCGGAAGCGGGGAGCUCGAGAUAUGGGAUUGGCCGUAGUCGGAGCCACUCGUUAGAUUCAGGGCCGUCGGCUUUAUUCCAUAACGAUGGUGUGGGGCCAUCAUCUCUCAUGCGGUUCCCUCCAUCGAACGAUGAGACACCAACACGGCCGCGCGUACGCGAUAUGGGCUCUCACCUGCGGUGA
Laetiporus sulphureus 93-53 is the source of this 2388-nucleotide messenger RNA. RefSeq names its product WD40 repeat-like protein. The transcript has 3 exons. The record is from RefSeq and is a predicted model, not a curated record. NCBI's taxonomy places the organism in Eukaryota, Fungi, Basidiomycota, Agaricomycetes, Polyporales, Laetiporaceae. Gene Ontology annotation, molecular function: protein binding. Bases 1 to 2388 code for a protein of 795 amino acids.